Recurvomyces mirabilis is the source of this 306-nucleotide messenger RNA. RefSeq lists its product as uncharacterized. The coding region runs from base 1 to 306 and encodes 101 amino acids. The transcript has a single exon. NCBI's taxonomy places the organism in Eukaryota, Fungi, Ascomycota, Dothideomycetes, Mycosphaerellales, Teratosphaeriaceae. The record is from RefSeq and is a predicted model, not a curated record.
AUGGGUCUCAUCAAAGCCGGCAUAAAGUACGGCGGUAUCUACCUCAUCGCCCGCGAAGGCCUGAAAGCCGUCUCCAACCAUCACAACAAGGGCGACGAACAACAGCAGCAGCCGCGACAGGACCAGGACCAGAACUCAUACCAACAAAGAUCUCGAAACGAUCAAUUCCAGGAACAUCGUCAACCACAGCCGUACGAAGCCCCACCUCAAUACGUUCCUGCACGAGCAGGCUGGAGCAAGUCGUCGGAAUAUAUGCAUAAGUCGUAUUGCAACGGAUAUUGUGGGUCAAGCUGUAAUACCGCCUGA